Molecule: messenger RNA, 727 nt
Organism: Trichomycterus rosablanca
Lineage: Eukaryota; Metazoa; Chordata; Actinopteri; Siluriformes; Trichomycteridae
Gene: immp1l
Product: inner mitochondrial membrane peptidase subunit 1
Exons: 6
Coding region: 92-598 (168 amino acids)
Cellular component (GO): membrane; mitochondrial inner membrane peptidase complex
Molecular function (GO): serine-type endopeptidase activity
Source: RefSeq, a predicted model, not a curated record
ACGGCAAGUUCAAAGAGACGAAAACUAGUCAGUCAUUCAUUAAUAAUAAUAAAUAAUAACGCGUCAACACGGUAAAGUAAAGGUUGAUAAAAUGGUGCCGCGGAUAUUCAGUAAGAUUUUGGGCUUUAUAGGCUACACAGUGCAGUACGGCUGCAUCGCACACUGCACGUUCGAGUACAUCGGAGAGCUUGUCAUAUGUUCAGGUCCGUCCAUGGAGCCAACGAUCACCAGUCAUGAUGUGGUUUUCUCAGAGAGAAUCAGCCGACACCUUUACCGCAUCCAAAAAGGUGAUGUAGUAAUCGCUAAGAGCCUGUUUGAUCCGAACAUGAACAUCUGUAAACGAGUGAUCGGACUGGAGGGAGAUAAAGUCUGUACCAGUGGACCUUCAGACUCCUUCAAAACACACACAUUCGUACCCAGAGGUCACGUGUGGUUAGAAGGUGAUAAUCUCGGUAACUCUACAGACUCGAGGAGUUAUGGCCCUGUACCCUACGCUCUCAUUCGGGGCCGAGUUUGGUAUAAGGUGUGGCCCCACCACAGUGUCGGAUCGCUGAAUGAGAGCCCCAAUAAUGGACGGAUUCUACGCACCGAUCAAUAAAGAACUUUAUAUGCUUUUAAUAAAUUAUUAUUUAUAAUAAUGAGUUUAGAUUUCAUUAAUGGUUUUGUACAUAUUUUUUGUAAAUAUUUUAGCUCUGUGUGGAAAUAAAGUUAAUAUAUAAAUAUAAAA